AUGCAAAAUGGGCAGCCAGUUGCGUUUGCCUCCAGAGCAUUAUCACAAACUGAACAAAAUUAUGCGCAGAUUGAGAAGGAGUGCCUGGCAAUAGUCUUUGCUUGCUGCAGAUUCAACCAAUACUUGCAUGGUCAUGAUAAAAUCACUGUAGAAUCAGACCAUAAACCGUUGGUUCUGAUCUUCCACAAAUCAUUACAUUCAGCGCCAAAACGUUUGCAAAGAAUGUUGCUUCGUUUGCAAAAGUACGACUUGCAAAUUGAAUACUUACCAGGAUCCAAGAUGUACAUUGCUGAUAUGUUAAGCAGAGCGUAUGAGCAGACAGCAGGACUACAAGAAGACAAUACUCCAGAAUACCAAAUAUUUCAACUCGCGCAAGAGCAGAGCUUAUUUCAAGAAAUCGCUGAUAUAAAACAGGUAGAAUAUAUGCGCUUAUCUGAGGGAACUCACGAACAAGUCAAAUCCUGUACAUCAGCUGAUGCUUCAUUACAAACGCUCAUGAAUACAGUCAUGACUGGAUGGCCAGAUUCACGCGAGGAAAUCCCAGUUUGUAUCCGUGAAUACUGGAACUUUAGGGAUGAACUAACUGCUCAGGAUGGUGUUCUAUACAAGGGUAUGAAAGUCAUAAUACCAUUUUCAAUGCGACCACAGAUGAUCGCAAGAGCACAUACCAGCCAUUUAGGACCAGAUGCUUGUGUUCGAAGAGCACGAGAUGUCCUAUUUUGGCCAGGCAUGAUAGGGGAAAUCACAGAGAAAGUAAAGUCGUGUAGUACUUGUAAUGACUUUUUGGCCAAACAACAGAAAGCGCCAUUAAUGACACACAGCAUUCCGAAUACACCUUGGUCCAAAGUUGGACAAGAUUUAUUCAUGAUUUACGGAGAAAACUACUUGGUUACUGUAGAUUACUAUAGUGACUAUUUUGAGAUAGAUCACCUUGAAGACACCACGUCAUCAACAAUUAUCGAUGCGACAAAGUCUCAUUUCGCAAGACACGGAAUCGCUGACAUGAUGACAGAUAAUGGUCCGCAGUAUACCAGCGAUGAAUUCUCUGCUUUCGUACAUAAAUGGGAAUUCAAACAUACAACCAAUUCUCCACUGCACAGCCAAAGUAACGACAAAGCUGAGUCUGCAGUCAAAAUUGCAAAGAAGCUAAUCAAAAAGGCUAAACGAAACAACAGAGAUAUACAAUUAGCUUUACUCGAAUGGAGAAAUACCCCCGAUGUGAAUGGUUCAAGCCCAGUACAGAAACUGUUGUCCAGAAGAACUAGAACCAGAAUUCCUACAGCUGAAGCUUUACUUAAACCACAAAUAGUAGACGGGGUUCCAGAAAAUAUCAAAAUCAAAAGGCAAAAGGCAAAGGCAGUUUAUGACAAACACGCUAAACCUUUACCAGAGCUAGUUAUAGGCGACUCAAUAAGAUUACAACCACUGAGGCCUAAACAGACAUGGAAACGAGGCUCAUGUGUGGCAAAGGUUGGUCCACGUUCCUACUUAAUUGAAUCAGACGAUGGUCAGUUAUACAGAAGAAACCGGAAAUUCAUACGCUUAGAUCAGAGUGACAAGAAACCACCACUACAAAGUGAGAUUUCACCUGAGCCAGUACAAAUAGAGCCACCUUCAGUGUCAGUCAUCGAUCCAAACAAUCCGUCACAGCAAACAGAAUCUACAACUAUACAAUGCUCACCAGUUAAACAAACAACUACACGCAGUGGUAGACAAAGUAAGAUCCCGAAUCGUUACAAAGAUUAUGUCAUGAACAUGUAG
Messenger RNA from Saccoglossus kowalevskii, 1761 nucleotides. RefSeq lists its product as uncharacterized. Lineage: Eukaryota; Metazoa; Hemichordata; Enteropneusta; Harrimaniidae. The record is from RefSeq and is a predicted model, not a curated record.